GACGUACACGGUUGUUAUUCUAUAAGGUCUUUUUCACUUUUUUGUUUUGUCAAAUAUGGCGACGACCGGACAAAAAAUUUGUUGCUGCUGAAAGUUAAGAAAGAUCAAUAAAAUAACUAAAAAAUAUGUUGAUAGUAAUAAAUAAAUUAAAUUGGAUUUGGUAGAAAUUGUUUAAAAUUUUUGUGUGAGUAACAUAAAAUGUGGAACAUGAUGUGCGACGUUAUGCCAACCAUUUCGGAGGACAGCAUUUCCCAACGUUCCUCACAAUUUAGCGGCGAAGAUGCUAAUUUCGAACAGCUUAUGGUGUCUAUGCUGGACGAAAGGGAUAAGUUAAUGGAUAGCUUGCGUGAGGCACAAGAACGUCUUAGCGAAACUGAAGUAAAACUGCAUGAUGUAGAAAAGGAACGAGACAGUUUGCAACGUCAAAUAAAUGCAAACUUGCCACAGGAAUUUGCUACAUUAACUAAAGAACUAACGCAAGCAAGAGAGGCACUACUAGAAAGAGAUGAAGAAAUCGGUGAAUUGAAAGCAGAACGCAACAAUACACGACUUCUCUUAGAACAUUUGGAGUGCUUGGUGUCGCGGCAUGAACGUUCCUUACGUAUGACAGUUGUUAAAAGACAGGCGGCAGCACAAAGUGGCGUCUCCAGUGAAGUUGAGGUUUUAAAAGCUUUAAAAAGUUUAUUUGAACAUCACAAAGCGCUCGACGAAAAAGUCAGAGAGCGCUUACGCAUAUCUAUAGAAAAAAACAAUACCUUAGAGGAGGAGUUAAACUCAACCAAAGAAGAGCUUCAGCAAUAUAAAUCAGGUGCAAUACAAGUCAAACGUGAUGCAAAUAGUGAGAAUGGAGUAACUGAAAAGGCCUGUAGCGUGAAUGGUGAAACCAAUGAAGCAAGUGAUUACUCUGCGAAAACUCAUGAAUUGCAAACAAUUAUUGAAAAACAAACUGCAGAGCUGUCACAAUGGCAACGUCGAGUUUCUGAUCUUAACAAUAAAAUCUGUGAACUAGAAGAAAACUUGUCAAGAGUUCAAAAAGAUUUGUGUAAGUCUCAAGAACAGUGUUCCAAACUGCAAAGAGAUUUACGUGAAAAUGUUGCUCAAAAGGAAGAUCAGGAGGAAAGAAUAGCUACACUUGAAAAACGUUACUUAAAUGCUCAACGUGAAUCCACAUCGUUACACGAUUUGAAUGAAAAACUGGAACAAGAAUUACGCCAUAAAGAAGCACAACUCAAGUUGCACGAAGAAAAAAUUUGUGCAAUAGAAGAAAAAUUAGAAUUAUCCGAACAAAAACUAGCACAACAAGCUAAGAUGCAACCUGAUAUGGAAGAACAGCUUAAAGCGCGUAUGGAGGCUUUAGCUAAGGUAGGAAAUAAGGCUCAAGAACGUCACGGUUCAGCUGAGGAUCGUAUACAGAGACUAGAAACCACGUUAGAAGAAAAGAACGCCGAAGUUGUGAGACUGAACCAAAGAUUAAAAAUGAAUGAGGAGCAUAACAUAAGGCUAUCGUCAACUGUUGACAAAUUACUUUCUGAAUCGAAUGAACGAUUACAGGUUCAUUUGAAAGAACGUAUGCAUGCACUAGAUGAGAAGAACUCAUUAACGCAGGAACUAGAAAAGGCGCGUAAAAUUGCUGAAGAAUUGCAUCAUGAAAAAAGUGAGAUAUUGAAGGAUUUGUCAAAGACACGUUUAGAAAUUGAAAAUUUCAAGCGGCAAUUAUUGCAACAAGAAAUUGCUUACAAUAUACAACAAACUGAGGCAUUAACCCGUAGUCUUUCACCCAGCAGUGCUGUGGAUGGAAAUAGUUUUUCACGUAGUGCUUCGCAUGCUAGUUUUGAGACGCAUUCACUGCGAAGAAAUAAAUCACGUUUGCAAGAAGAAAAUGAAAAAUACGCUAGAUCAAUGGCAGAGCAGGAAUGGGAAAAACUGCAGCAGGCACACGCACAGCAAGCUUUUGAAAUAUCUGUAGCGCCUGAAGUUGAUGAUGGUGAUGUAAUAUUUGCUGCUACAGAUAUGAUGUCACCUUCAGGUCAUACAGACGCACAGACAUUAGCAAUGAUGCUGCAGGAACAGCUUGAUGCCAUUAACAAUGAAAUUAGAUUAAUUCAGGAAGAAAAACAGUCCACAGAAGCUAGAGCCGAAGAACUGGAGUCACGUGUUGGCAGUUUAGAACAUGUAAAUUUACUUGCUCGUGGUCGUUCAAUGGAUAGACAAAGCCCACCUAUGAGCGGUCGAAGUACUCCUAAUAGCCCGAACAGGGACUACAUGCAAAAAUACCAUACGGUAAUAUUAAAAUUGUUGUUUAGCAGACAAAAAAUUUUCAUUCAGAAGUAUGCACUUAUAUAA
This is a messenger RNA of Teleopsis dalmanni, 2343 nucleotides long. Its product is annotated as liprin-alpha-1-like. The coding region runs from base 199 to 2343 and encodes 714 amino acids. The record is from RefSeq and is a predicted model, not a curated record. Gene Ontology annotation, cellular component: presynaptic active zone. The transcript has 11 exons. Lineage: Eukaryota; Metazoa; Arthropoda; Insecta; Diptera; Diopsidae. Gene Ontology annotation, biological process: synapse organization.